Messenger RNA from Trypanosoma brucei brucei TREU927, 2250 nucleotides. RefSeq lists its product as hypothetical. The record is from RefSeq and is a predicted model, not a curated record. Bases 1 to 2250 code for a protein of 749 amino acids. Lineage: Eukaryota; Euglenozoa; Kinetoplastea; Trypanosomatida; Trypanosomatidae. The transcript has a single exon.
AUGCAUUAUGCCUCGCGUGGUGCAAGGCGGCAAAAUCAGUUGCGUCUGCCACCGGCCCAAAAACCUGGUCGCCUCCGUGUCUUAGCCCGGAGCUUCAGGGGUGUCAAUGAUGCCGUUGGGGACUUCACGAAACGCAACAAUGAGAGUCCAUUGCUUUAUGCUUUACUUUUUGUUGUCGCUCUGCUCAUACUGCUGUUCAUAGUAUUGUUCGUGGUGCUUUUGUGUAUCCUCUUAAGAAGUGACGGGUGGUCAACAAUUGAUGCAUUCUCUUCAAAAACGCACAUUGUGGAGGACCCUGACAAAUCUGCCCUUCUCGAGAUACGCAGGUUGUACGACACAAUAAUGCGAACUGGUUCCGAUCGUGAAGCGACGGCGUUACUGGAAUUUUUAUCGACGUAUCAACGGUCAAUGGAAGCACGCGUCUCGAAGAGCACCCAUGGCGAUGAUGAGAAUGCCGGUGAUAACGGUAAUGUUGGUGACUCCGGGGUACCACAGGGAAAGUCCAAAUAUGCAAGUGAGAAACCGCGGGUCUCCAACGGUACCUCGCUGUCUCAACGUAGUUUCGCGGAGGUGCUGGCCGACUUACGGGAGACAAUACAAGACAUCAUGACGCUGGACCCAGACGUUGGAUUAGAUCGUGCUGCAUUUUUUGUUAAGGAAAAGUUUGGUGCAAGUAACGACGAUCGCUCACAGCGCAUUGACAGUACGGGGAGCCACGAUAUCGAAAGGGGGGAAGUAGAGGCCUUUGAGCCAUUUGAUGAUAUUCUCUACCUGCAACUUCUCUCCUUCUUCGCUAAGGAGGAACCCACGCGUUCCAUAUCGUCUGCUGAUCGUCUGUGGUGGAGGCGGAAGAGAAUUUCAGCUCCCUCAGUAAUGGAGGGCCGGUUUUAUUACCCACUACGGCGUUUUCACCGGAUGCAAUCCUUUUCUCCUGAUACUAUUAGCACGGUCGCUGCAUGGUUCGAUACCAUGGCACUUGAUUACUAUGGAGAAGAGAUGGAACCAUUCGAGUCGUCAUUGCAGCAAUCAUACGAAGGUGCGCAAGUGUCUAACCAUAGCGGGAGCAGUCCUGAGAAUCCUGAAAUUAAAGAGCACGCCGUAUCCUUCUCGCCUUCUCAUACAGCCUCCAUAUUUGUGAGUGUAGCGAGUUUUCGAGACGUGGAGUGCCACUCGACGUUGCAGCAGGUGGUGCACCGCGCGACAAACAUGUUUCGUACGUACGUUGGUAUAGCAGAGCAACACAACAAGUCAGACCCGCCGUGUCUGUCAUAUGAUUUGUUUCAGCCCACACUUUGUCCUUCUGCCGCUAUUGCAUCCGACACGGCAAGUGCAAGGGCUGCCUUCAGUGAUGUGUUGUGUUUCCCAAUGGACAACAUUAGGUUAAGGCACAUUGCACCUGAUGCAGCCCGAGGGCCAACGUAUGGUCGUUACAUGACGAUGCUGCUGUACCGUGGAGAGGACUAUGUUCUUAUACUGGAUUCGCACACACGUUUCGUUUAUGGCUGGGACUCACGUGUAGUUGCUAUGCAUAUGUACUUACGCCACCCACGGAUUGUUCUUUCCCACUACCCUGAGGGAUUUGAAAAGGAGCUCUCAAAUUUCACAUAUGAACGGACCACCACUGUUUACCUUUGUCGUGCUUCAUUUAUUGAAUCAGAUGGAUAUGUUCGGCUAGGAGGCAUUCUUGUUAAUGAAGAAAAUGUUAACAAAUUCUCCCACCAAGGGCGGGUUUUGCGCUAUGCCGCUAAGGGUUUCGGUCGCAAACCAGACGCGGAUGUCAGUCGACCGCUGCCACAGCCAUGGGCAGCGGGUGGGUUUCUCUUCGCUAGAGGUUCUAUUAUGCGUGAGGUUCCCCUCGAUCCUCAUCUCCCCAAUACCUUCGAUGGUGAAGAAGUGUUGUAUUCCGUGCGGCUGUGGACUCAUGGCUAUGAUAUCCACUCCCCCAACCGUACUAUCUGUUAUCAUGUGUACACCCGUAAUGAUCAGCCGAAGGUGUGGAAUAACAACCCUCUUUGGUCCAGUUUGCGUUUGCGAUCGAGGGAGCGCAUCCAGUGUCUGCUACAGACACGAGAAAAGGGGCAGACGGUACCAAAAGUCCCGGUAAAUACGACAGAUCCGGCGGUGACAAUCGACGUGGAUCGCUACGGUAUGGGACGAGUGCGAACGGUGGAGAACUGGUACCGAUUCGCUGGAUUGGAUCCUGUGCGCUACACAUUCGAUGGCCGAUGGUGUGGCAAAGGUAAGAUUUAA